Messenger RNA from Limulus polyphemus (Atlantic horseshoe crab), 4041 nucleotides. RefSeq names its product transcription factor Sox-10-like. The record is from RefSeq and is a predicted model, not a curated record. Gene Ontology annotation, biological process: regulation of transcription by RNA polymerase II. Bases 239 to 1675 code for a protein of 478 amino acids. Lineage: Eukaryota; Metazoa; Arthropoda; Merostomata; Xiphosura; Limulidae. Gene Ontology annotation, molecular function: RNA polymerase II cis-regulatory region sequence-specific DNA binding; DNA-binding transcription factor activity, RNA polymerase II-specific. The transcript is spliced from 4 exons. Gene Ontology annotation, cellular component: nucleus.
AUACUCACUCUUCUUUGCAUCUAAGUCAGUCGGAUUAGCAAGUGUUAGAUCUUAAAAAGGUCGAUCCCUAGGAUAUUGCGGAAGAACUGUUUGAAAUAUCACCGCCUACCGCUUUCUUUGAAAGUUGCAUUUAUAGAGCGUAAUCUAUCGGCUGUUUUUUUAAAAUAUUUUUCCUUUAGAUUUCUGGAAAAAAUGGAAUAAAAAAGAAAUAGCUUCCUACAUUUUCAGAACUGUCGCUAUGUCCGUUGUGCAGGCAAAAGGGGAAACUGAGGAGGAGACAAAAUGUGGCCACGAAAGUUCGGGGAGUGGACAAGACCAGAGGCAGGGGCAUCAAUUAUCUGAUCUCAUGCCCGAGGACAACAAGAGUCAAGAGAACAUCGAUGAAAAUUUGGGGUUCCCGUCGUCCAUUCACGAUGCUGUUUCGAGGGUUUUGAAAGGGUAUGACUGGACGCUCGUGUCCAACCCGCCAAAGCACAACAAUUCAUCAAAACGAAGACCUUACGUAAAAAGACCCAUGAAUGCCUUCAUGGUGUGGGCUCAAGCUGCCCGCCGGAAGCUAGCAGAUCAAUACCCCCACCUCCACAACGCUGAGCUCAGCAAGACCCUGGGAAGACUUUGGAGACUUCUGGGAGAUGAAGAUAAACGCCCAUUUGUUGAAGAAGCUGAGAGACUGAGACAAGUACACAAGAAGAACUAUCCAGACUAUAAAUACCAACCAAGGAGGCGUAAAACAGGAAAAUAUCCUGGGAGCCUUGGUACAGAUGAACCCGUCUCAGAAAUGCAGGGCGCUACUGUUGUAUUCAGCUCCCUCAAGACAGAAAACGUUGGAACUUUACGUACUUCAGCAAUCAAUCAGCAGUCAUCUAAGCCAUCCACAAACUCGAACCUGAUUGGAAUUGGAUGGAAGAGUGAAAAUAUGGAAAGAUUUGAACACGUCGGUUUACAGAGUCAUGCCCAGCAAACUGCCCAACCAAACGGUUUCAACCAAGGUGACAUGUCAAAACUGACGUCAGAGGGAAUGUGUAACAUGGAUCUUUUCCAAAUAGACCAAUGUCUACCGCCUUUUGGGGCUUUAUCAUCUUCGUGGACGUCUACAUCGCCAGAUGAUACUAACAGUUUCAAUUUUUCUUCUACGAUUACAGCGUCCAAUCAUAACACCUCUAAACUACUGCCGAUCUCAAAUACCAUUUCAUCUGACGUCACACAAUUCUUCAACAAUACAUGCAUUCGUAGAGACGUGGAUUAUGACCUAGUUCCUGAUGGCUUAUCUUCUACCUCUGUUAGUCCCGUUCUUGGUCAAACUGAGCACAGUGUUAUUACCCAUAACGGAAAGCAGGAAGAUGAACCCAUCAAAUUUCAUGAACUAACUCCUGUUGUUAGAUCAACAAGGCCAUCCUGCGCCUUAUCCUUCUCGUCGGAAGGGGCUAUAAAGGCACUCAUAAGCGCCCCCUCUACUACUCAGAAUGUUAAUAAUUUAAAAAAUGCUUUUUCUAAUAUUUCGCACAAUAAUUAUCAAUCAGAUUUCCCUACAAGUCUUUCACAACAAUUUGAAGAAGCCAAUUCUUACAGAUUUUGUCAGAGGUCCGUUAUUCCCAGACAACAAUAUACUAUUUCUACCGGAAAUACAAAACCGCAAGUAAUGAUUCAAGCAUAUGAAAAUAAACCAUUUCUAUAAAACUCGUUGCUCCCCCUCCCUCCCCGAUAACCGUGGUGGGCGGAACACGGGUAAACCAUCGUGUAGCUUUGUGCUUAACAAACAAAUAAAAAAUUAUCCAAGUCAGACAUUGCAAAUAAUAAUAAUAAUCAAAUAACUAGAAAAAAAACUAUAACGAAAAAAAAAGUUGGCUAACACACUGUCUCACAGUUAUCAGCGAUAUACUUGGCAGUUAUAAGAUUUUUAAAUGUAAUACGAUAAAUGUUGUAAUAUACAUGUUAUAGGAAUUACUCGAGUUUCAACGAACUUAAGUAAAAUCCAAAACUUGUAACCAUUAAACUAAGAACGUUCCAUUUAUUCUCAUUCCUCGUUCUUUUUUGUAGUUUGAAAACGGAGUUUACCAAAUGUAGUUAGAAAUAAAAAUGUUCAAUACUUUUUAUUUUCACUAAAAUUUAUUUUGUUUAAAUCAUAUAUUCGCUGAAAAAAAAAUGCAUACAACCAUAUAUUAAUCAACUGUAAAAAUGUAGAUAGAAGUUACGUGUGAACUAAUACUUAAUAAAUUCAAGGAAUGUCGUGAUUGGCACGGAUGGUUGUGGUUACAUUCUAAUAUGUUGAAACUUAAAAUUACCCCCAAACAUCAAAUUGUGGCGUCGUAGGAAACUGGUGAAGAAACUGCAAAACGAAAAGUUUUUUGUGGUGAUUAUUUUAUAUUGAAAGUUGCAAAGCGAAACGUUAAUUGUAUAGGGCAAGAAAGUCCUGAAGGAUCUGUAUCAAGUGAAAUCCCUAUUAUAUCCAAGCUUUAUAACCCCAUCCUUCAUCUGCUGAGGUCGAUCAAUCUCGAAAUGUCAGUUAUAUACAUGCUGAUGUAUCAACACAUCUCGAAAUGUCAGUUAUAUACAUGCUGAUGUAACAACACAUCUCGAAAUGUCAGUUAUAUACAUGCUGAUGUAUCAACACAUCUCGAAAUGUCAGUUAUAUACAUGCUGAUGUAACAACACAUCUCGAAAUGUCAGUUAUAUACAUGCUGAUGUAUCAACACACCCUGGACCCUUAUUCGUUUGUUAUCGAACGUCACUUACAAAUAAGGCGUGUAUAAUAUAAUCCCAAUCCCGCGAGAAGUCUUAGAUAAAAAAUAAAUAAAUUCAAAAGAAGCUAAUAAGUAGAGAAACCCCUCACCUUGAAGAAGUUGUGCAUCGAAACGUCAGUUAUAAAACAGAAGUGUAUAGUGUGAUCCCAGCUCCUCGAGAAGUUGUAGAUAAAAAGAUCAAUUAUAAAGAAGCUAAUACCUAGAGAAAGUUUCGGAAUAUUAAAUUUAUAUAUUAGAGAAACUUGUGCAUCGAAAUGUCAGUUAGAAAAUAGACGUGUACAAUGGAAUCCCAAAACCGUGAGAAUUUGGUGGUCAAAGAAUCAGUUAUAAAGAAGUCAAUACGAAGAGAAACCUCUCCUCAAGAAAUUGUGUAUCAGUAAGUCAGUUAGAAACUGAUUAAUGCAUGUUGGAAUCUUUCCCUGCACCCCAAAGAACUAGCAGAUAUAGUCUUCUUAUCCUUUCCCUACAGACAUUUUCAAAUCAAAUGAUACUUUUUAUAUAAAUCCUUGCACUGGGGAAUUUUUGUAAAAAUAAAAUCACUGCUAAAGCCAAUAGAAUUGGAUGUUUCAGAAGUGGAACUUCAAAUUACAGCCGUGAUCAAGCUUCAAGUUGUGUACUUUCCACGUGUUCUCUCUUGUGAAUGUGAUCAGGCUUCAAGUUGUGUACUUCCCACGUGUUCUCUCUUGUGAAUGUGAUCAGUCUUCAAGUUGUGCACUUCCCAUGUGUUCACUUAUGAUGUGAUGAAGCUUCAAGUUGUGCACUUCCCGUGUGUUCACUUGCGAUGAAUUCAAAACAUCUUGAGCGAUAUAUAGAACGUUAUAAAAUUUACGUAUUAAAAAAAAGGAAAGACUAGAACAGUGAUAUUGAAACUGUGCGUGUGUGGAUUCCCUAUCACUGUUACAUCACACUAAUCAGUAUCAACGAAAAACUUGCGUUGUUUUUUACCGAUGUUGAUGUUCAGGGAUGAUACUCCACUGCGCGUCUUCCAUAGUGAAAAUAACUUUAACCUUAUUUUAUUAACCUGUAUUUUAUUCUAUGCUCCAAGUAUUUUAUCAUAUAUAUAUAUAUAUAUAUAUACACUUAUGAUUUUGAUCCGGUGCUAUUUCGUUAGUGGCUCGUCAUAUUUUUAGUGGCUCUACCUACCGGACGUCAGGCCGAGCUUUUUAUUGUUGUUGUUGUUUAAUAUGCGUGAGUUAUAUAUAAGCUAAAUAACCGUUUCCAUUUUUUUUAUGUAUGAUAUAAAAUAUUAUUUUUUUAAAUAAUAUAAGGAAGUAAAGUUUAAAAUAUGAUUGAAUUACUA